AUGUCGCCAAUUCCUCCACCACCCACAGUCAUGGUGGUUGGAAACGUUCCUCCUCCUCCAACUCCUCCUGGAAUGGGUGGAAAUGUUCCUCCUCCUCCAAUUGGUUCAACAUUUUCAACCAACCAUCCACCUCCCUCGACAAUAUUAUCACAUUCCACUCCUCCACCUCCACCUCAGAUGUCAAGUAUGAAUACUUCCGAACGUGAAGCUACAAAACCAAAGAAAAAGUGGCAAACAGUUUCCACCUCGAACACACUCAAUUUACAACAAGCCAUUCCCCAUCCGAUAAAUCAUCCGAUUGAAUGGGAUCAUAUUCGAAAUAUUGGCUUGAGUGGAAGUGGCUCUUCAGGUGUCUUUUUUGUCGAAACUCAAAUUCCGAAUCAGGUCAUUGUCGUGAAAGCACCCAUGACUUUGGCUCAAGAGAUUUUUGGAUCUCGAAUUGCACAAUUAUUGGGACUCUUCUCACCACAAAUUCGACUUGUGGAAUAUCAUCCAAAAGUUACAAAUAGAGAGCAAUUGUUGAAAUCUGGAGCAAGAGAAUGGAUUGCCAUGAAAGACAAUAUGAAACGAGUGGCAAAAAACAAGAAUGAUACAAUUUGUGAAAUGAAAGUUGAAAAGGAAUUGGAUCGAGCGUUUUUUAUGAUUAUGGAAUUUGUGGAGGGAGCUGUGAGUUUGGAAGAUUUAAUGAAUCGAGAGGAGCUAGCUCAACAAUUGUUGGUGCAACAGCAUGAAGAGGUUUUAUUGGAUGUUGGAAAAAUGAUUGUGUUGGAUAUUAUUUGUAAUAAUUGUGACAGAUUUCCAAUGAGUGGAAUUUGGGAUCAUGAUGGAAAUGCAACGAAUAUUUUGUUUUCUUCGACUCGUUCAAAGCUUGUGUGUAUUGACCAGACAUUAUUUGCAAUUUCUGGAGACGAUAAUCAACAAUUGUAUGUGGACAAACUUUCCAAGUUCGUGGAGAGUCUUUAUUCAACAAAGCCCUGUGAGAAUUCAUAUAUUGAUGAUGUUUCGAGAUAUAUUUAUCAAGUAACAGGUGUGAUGUUGGGAGUUGAACAAAAAGAGAGCAUUCAUAGAGGAAUCAUGAGUGCCAUUCAAAUUUUGUCUUCGUCAGACUUUGCCUUGGAGGCUUUGGAAAAACUAAAGAAGGACAUUGAUGCAAUGAAAACGGGACACGAUUGGGCUGAUGUUUGGAAAAUAUCUGUUGAGGCAAUCAACGUAAAAUGGUUUUACGAGAAUAUUAAAAUCUUGACCAGCAAGUAUCAAACGGCAAAAGAUUGA
This is a messenger RNA of Naegleria lovaniensis, 1272 nucleotides long. RefSeq lists its product as uncharacterized. The transcript has a single exon. Lineage: Eukaryota; Heterolobosea; Eutetramitea; Acrasida; Naegleriidae. The record is from RefSeq and is a predicted model, not a curated record. Bases 1 to 1272 code for a protein of 423 amino acids.